This is a messenger RNA of Biomphalaria glabrata, 3858 nucleotides long. RefSeq names its product piggyBac transposable element-derived protein 4-like. The record is from RefSeq and is a predicted model, not a curated record. NCBI's taxonomy places the organism in Eukaryota, Metazoa, Mollusca, Gastropoda, Planorbidae. The transcript has a single exon. The coding region runs from base 557 to 2344 and encodes 595 amino acids.
UUCUCUUUUUCUCAGCCAAAGGAUUGUGUACAUGAAAUUUAGUGCACACUCAAAUAAUUAUUUGCAGAACUUUCAGUUAUAUUUAUUUAGCUAACUUUUUUUUUUAAUUCUUUUAUAUACCCCGGUAUUUUUAUAUCUCUGUGAUAAUUGCAGGUAUUAACCAUUAUGUUUUUUUCAUUUAGUAUAGUACUAAAAAUAUUCUUUUUUUCAUGCUCAGUUUAAAAUUACUGAGAAAAAAAAAUCUUAAAUAAUUAACUUUAUUUAUUUUUAUUUUAUAGCCCAUUCAUUUUCCUUUAACCCACGAAGCGUCGUCGGCCGAUUUAAUCGGCCGCCAUUUUGUUUCUGUGGCGUCUCGGCCGAUUUAAUCGGCCGACUUUGUAUCCUUCAUUUAAAAAUAGAAAUCCAUGUUUUUAAGUAACUAUUUUUAAACUGGUAAACUAGAAAAGGUUCUUCUACUCGUGGAAACAAGAAAAAUCGUGUGUUUGUUUUUCAUUCUUGUAUUGUUACAUUGAAUAGCAAGUGGAAUUUUUUUUCGUACACGGUUACAAUCGGACUAAUGUCUGAUGCUGGCGAAGGUCCAUCAGGUGUCAAAACACGUAAAGUAUUAAAUAUUUUUGACAUUUUUAACAAUCCAAAUAGUGAUAGUGAGGAUGAUUUUGUUAUUCCUUACAUUAGUGAUGAUAGUGGAAGCAACGAUGUCAGUGAUGAUGAUGAAGAAGUGGGCAAUCGUCUUGAUGCUCAAAAUGACAACACUAGAUCUAGAUCUAGUUUUAGUGAGACUGGAGAUGUUUUUGGAUGGAGUGAAAUUUCCAAUGCUGAGACAGAUAGAAUAAGAACUGAUCCAUCAUUUAUCACUAGAAGUACUAGCAUACCACAGGACUGUAAAAAACCUAUUGAUUUUUUUCAACUUUUUUUAGUACCACAAUUAUUUGAGAUGAUCUUGAAAGAGACAAAUAAAUAUGCCACUAAUUUUUUAAACUUGGAAUCAACAAAAGCUUGGAUACAAAAGUUUCCAACUAGCAGAUAUAAUUCUUGGCCAACUAAUGGCAUUGAUGCCUCACUGCUUUCAAAGUAUUUUGCUUUGCUUCUAAACAUGGGCAUUGUCAAAAAAAAGAAAACUGAAGACUACUGGUCGACUAUUCCGUCGCAGCUUACUCCCUUUUACAGUUCCACCAUGAGCUGUAAAAUGUUUCAACUAAUAAGUAGAAUGGUGCACAUUAAUGAUGUCACAAAAGAAAAGAAAAGGGGAGAAGAUGGCUUUGAUCCCUGGGUAAAGGUCAGACCUGUGCUAGACCAAGUGAACUUUAGCUCCAAAAAAUUUUACUCUCCCACUCGUUUUAUCUCAAUCGAUGAGUCUAUGAUUGGCAUGAAAAACAGAAUUGUUUACUUACAAUAUAUGCCCAAUAAGCGCCAUGCCAGAUUUGGAAUAAAAAAGUUUCAACUUUGUGACUCUUUAAAUGGAUUUGUCAUCCAUAUAGAAAUUUAUGCUGGGAGAGACUUUGACGUGCACCAUGAAGAAGGGCAAGCGUUUGGUGUGGUGAAAACACUCAUGGAAAAAAGCCAGUUACUCAACAAGGGUUUCAUCCUGCAUACUGAUAAUUUCUAUACCAAGGUUCCCCUUGCAGAAUUCUUGCUUGAAAAAAAAACUCUUCUAACUGGCACAGUAAGAGCCAAUUCAAAGUUUCUUCCAAUUGGUUGUCGUCAAAAACUGCCUGUUGGAAUGUCAAAGUUCUGGAGAAAAGGAGAGAUGCUUGUUGUCUCUUUUAGGGAGAAGAAAUCACAAACUAAACCUGUCCUUCUUCUCAGCACUGCUCACAAUGCCACCAUUUCAGAGAAAAAUAUUCGUCAAAAGACACUAGUGAAGCCAACAAUGAUUUUUGACUACAACUCUUACAUGGGAGGUGUCGACAUGAGUGACAAAAAAAUUUACCAUUACGCCUCAGAACGCUCUACACGAAGAUACUGGAAGAAAAUCUUUCAAAAUUUAUUGGACAUUUGUGUUCUGAAUUCAUGGAUUAUAUUCAACAAAAGUGUGCCUGCUUCUCAGAAGAUGAACAGAAAAACUUUCCUCACUUCCAUUAUUGAGAACUUGAAUAGCUCGGCUAAUGUGUGUGUUGUUCUACCACCACAAGUGGUAUACCAUAACCUUGUUUUGCUAGAAGGAAAAAAAGAAAGGGACUGUUUUGUAUGCAGUAGCAGGGUCAGCAACAGAUCCAGCAGUCUAGGUCGAAAAAGGUCUAGGCAUUGGUGCCCAGCCUGUAGAGUCGGAUGUCAUGAAAAUUGUUUGCCUCACCUAGUGCAUGAAACAAAUCAAGGACUCCAUAGAAAGAAAAACAAAAACUGACAUUUCUAUUGUUUAUUUUUAAUUUUAUUUCAUUUCUUAUUUGUUUAAAUAUUACUUUCUAAAUGAAGUUAAUAAAUAUUUCAAAAAAAAAGGAAGAAAAAAAUUUAACAGUUUUUUUUUCAUUUUUUGUUUUUGUUGUAAGCAUGGUCGAUUUACUAAAAUGGCCAUAAAAAAAAAUCUGUUUGUUCAAAACAUAUAAAACUUUAUAUUUUUGUAAAGGAAAUUGAAUGGGCUAUCUGAUUAUAUCACAAUUAUUGCUAUACUGAUAAGUCUGUUUCUUACAGAGGUCUUUAAACCACUUACUAAUGGUUGUAAAAAAACAUUGUAUGUUAAUUGGGCCAAGGUCAAGGUCAACUUUAUUAAUUAGAUGUCAUCAAUAUAUGAAUAGGGAUGUCACCUUCAUCUGGGUCCCCUCCCAUGUUGGCAUUGAGGGAAACGAAGCCGCAGACAGAGAAGCAAAGAGAGCCCUAAAUCAUGCGGUGUCAGGAACCCAAAUUCCCUACUCGGACCUGAGACAAAGUAUUGCCUCUGCCACCUAUCGAGAGUGGCAGAACCGAUGGGAGGCUGAGACUCACAGUAAACUCAGGCAGAUUGUGGCGGAUGUCAGGUGGCGGCCCACAUCUAAGGGUCUGACAAGGCGUGGUAGCACAACCAUGUCCAGACUUAGGAUUGGCCACACCUACAUCACGCACUCUUUUGUACUGAAGAGAGAGGAGCCCCCACUUUGCGAGUACUGUGACUCUCGCCUCACCGUGGAACAUAUCCUCGUUGAUUGCCCCAGAUACCAGGAUGUCAGGGCGAAAUAUUUUAGAGCCACUAAUCUAAAAACACUAUUUAAUAAUGUCGACCCUGGGAAGGUACUGGGCUUUAUUCUGGAAGUGGGGCUAUCUACGAAGAUCUGAUUUCUGAAUUUGUGAACAUGCACUAUUUACAUUAGAUUUUUACCAAAUAUUUAAAUUUUUACUACCUUUACUAUUUUAACUGUGAAUAGACCUUGAUUUUAAUUAUAUGACUGUAUAGAAUCUGGCCCUUGUUGUUUAGAGAGAGAGUAGUCCUUAAGGGACUGCAGGCACGACAUGGCCUAAAUUGUGCCGAUGUGCCUCAAAUCCAAAAAUCAAAUCAAUAUAUGAAAAUUCUUAUUCCUUGUCCAAUUACCUUUCAAAAUAUAUAUAGUUAUAUAGCUAUCCAACUUCAUUUUAUUGCAGUUUUCUUCCAUUUUGUAACAUGUAUAAAAAUUGCUAAAAUUGCCAUGACGCCACCGAAAGUUACUUAAUGACGCUUCGUGGGUUAAAAUAAAAUUAAAUGUCAGAUUAUUUAAUAAAAUUAAAAAGUUGUGUUAGGUUUAGUAACUCUACCCUAGGUGAAAAUUUGUGUUAAAUCCGGAAAAUUCCUUUUUUUUUUUAUCAAAAUAAUUUGCACUGAAAGAGUUAAACUGUUAAUGUUUUAUUAGUGGUUGUUGUUGGGAACAUAUCUGCCAGUUCAUCCAUUUCACUGUUUUUUGUUGUUUGUUUGUU